UGUGGUGGUCCGAUAGUGAUUGCGCGUAGUGUUAUUGUUUUGUGGAAAAUUUUGUGAAACCUAACUAAAUUCUAUACUCUUUCUCUAAAAAUCUACUGUAUUUUUCGCCUUUGAUCCCUAAACACUUCUUUAUUUCAUGGAACAUGUUAUACACCAGCGUGGUGUUUUCGGUUGAUAUGAGCCCGAGGGCGCAUCAAGCUGGCUGUGACGACGAAUGCCCACUGUAAAUUAAUUUGUAGUGGUUUUCGCGUAUUGGCCACAGCGAGGAGAAGGCGCCACGUGUGGGCCUGCGUACACCCGGGGGCGGGCGCUUUGCGCCGCCCCACAACUGCAUAAAUAUCGGCUCGAUGUCGGUUUAUUGACAUCCGGUAUAGCUGUAAAACACGAUGACGAUCUAAACCCCCGCAUCAUCGCUCCAGAUCCAACCGCCGGCAACUUAGAUGACGUCUUCACUCAUGGUCAAGGGCUCCCACUGAUCAAGGUGCUCUACAACAUGAGUGAAGAUGAGCCAUUGUCUGGCUUAAACGGAAGGCUGAGACCAAGACGGUCUACUGUCACCAGUCCUCAUGUUAACAAAGCAUUACGUAAAAACGAACCUAAGACUUCUUUGGAACGGCAGAAGCGAACAAGCACCCCGUCCAAAGCGUCGUCGACCAAACCAGAUGAUCUCGCUAACAAGUCUGAUACCGCUAAUACGCCUCAACUGUUGUGUCCCUACUGCGAUAGGAAAUUCGCAUCCAAACAGACGGUGUCCAAGCACGCCCGCCGCGUACACCUCUCCAAUCCCAAACAUGACUCUACAAUCGCCUGUCUCUUCUGUAACCAUGUCGAGUCUGAGCCUAACGAUAUCAUUCGCCACAUGGUUAACAGCCACCCCAAUCAAUACUUCGCCUGCUUAGAAUGUCAUACAAGAUUUUCCGCUACAUCAGACCUGGCAGAACACAAACUAAAUGUUUGUGAGAAACAAAAGUUACCCUAUCGUAGUAAGCUGCGACAAAAGGCUCCUUUUGGCGCAAAGAAAAGCCUCAAAGCACUUAACGUGGAUGAUAAACUCUUCCGAAGUGAAGGCAAAGAUUUUCCCGAAGGACCUCGUUUCAAUGGCGUAGUUAUAUCUUGCGAACUCAAACCUUCUCAAAUUAGCGAUGAAGCUGAUAUUGAAGACAAUAUAACAACGAACCUAAUAUUACCGCCCAGCAAGAAUUUAGGCGGUAAUUCCGCAAUUGAGAAAAAUGCUGUUAUUGUCCUUGAUGAUAUACAGUGGAAUAAGCGUAUGCCAACGAACUUUUCUUUCCACAAUACGGAUGCUGAUCAGAUCCUCUCACGAUUGGGAGUGGUACACCGGUCACCGAGGACGGCUGAAUCUACCAAAAAGGACUGGCUUAAGAACGCUGAAGAGGCUACUCAAAAAUUCGAGAAAUGCUUUGACACCGGCUUUUAUUCCAAAGUGGCUAGUAAUGUCCAUGAGAAUUUGUCCAAAUUUUUGGAUGGAUCUUUUAAUUUCAACCCUGAUCCAGACAGUGUCAUCAAAACAAGGAAAUCUAAAAACAGCGUUGUUAUAAAUGCCGCUGAAGGGUUUCCCAUUCUCUUGGCAUAUGAACAGUAUUCUAGGAAUGUGUUCGAUGAGUUCAUGCCCCGGACCCUGGCGCCAAGGCACAAGUGGAAAUGGGGAAACGAAAGAGCUCUUUUGAACCCUGAUGAUAUAAAACAUGAUACUCAUGUUAAUAACUGCAUCAUCACCUUGGUAUCUAGUCUAGACAUUUGGACUCAGUUAUGUAUGAGGCGUAAGUUCGAGAAAAAGUUCAGUAUUGCUCCAUUGGAGAAGAAGACUGAAAAACAGAAUGCAGUAAGCAACGAACUAAAGCAAAUACUGGAGAGUAGAGAGUUACCUUCAACCUCACAGCAAGUUGUGAAGUAUAUCAAUAAACCAUCGCCAUUAGAAGACAACCUUGAUUUCCCCGCUUCCCUCGGGCUGACGCCGUCGCCUCCGUCGUUCGAUCUCCAACCAGCAGUUCUGAGCGGCGAGUGGGUGCGGCCCAGAUGCUACGUCUGCUGCGCCUGUGGCGCCCAGACUCGCGAUUCACGAGGUCUCUCCUCGCACAUAUCAGCCCAACAUCCCAAUGCCCAAGUACAACACUAUGAAAUCGUCGGGGAACUGUUGUUAAACGCGGAUAUUUUGAAGCACUUAUAUGUCCCUCCUAGUCAGAUGAGUAACAGGACAAGACCUCUUAGAGGGUUCAGAGAGUGCACCAAGUGCAAAAAAUCCGUUAGUCUGGAAGACUUCCAUCAACACAUGCUGGACUGUGCCGGCGACGCGCCGGCCGUGCGUCGAAAGUGCCGCUACCGUCCGUUUGGGGUUCGUCGGCGACGAUCACGGCUGCCCGAUAACACUAUCCGGAAGAAGAUCCGCAAAGACAUUAGAAGCCGGCAAACAAGACAGAAAACUCACAUGAGACAAAGACCAAAAAUCAGGAGCGAAGUGGGAGAUGCUGAAACCAUUCGCAAGAUGUUAGCUGAUCUUCCCGCUAAACGUCAUCGGGUGAUGGUUAAUCCAAUGAACUCAAUUUUGAGGCCUCGCCGCAAAAUUGAUAAACAAAGAAAUACAAUUAUUAUGAAAAGGCGAUCAUCAGAAAUACUGAAAAAUCGAAAACGUGAGCUCAGGAGAAAUACUAUGAAUCGGGGUGGAUCAAACAAUUUGGACAAUGAUGAUAAUGACGCUAAAAACUCUAACAAAAGUGACGACGAAAACCAACCUCUUAAGCCGAGGGGAAAACCGUUAAAGUUGACUCAUAGAACUAGACAGAGUGAGUCUUUGAAAAGGAAGGUGGCUAUGAAUAGAGCUAAAAGAAGAGCGCAGAUAAAAGAACAAAAAGCGUUUGAGGAAAAACUUGAAGCACCUACUGAUACUUUCGGAGCAGGCUCUAGUAAGCAAGCCAAUUCAAGAGGCUGUCAAGCUAGUUCAAGAGGCGGUCAAGCCAGUUCAAAAGGUAGUCAAGUGGACCAGCAGUCAAAUGACAACUCCCCAGAGCGCGUUGACGUCAGUACUGGACCUUAUAAUACUAGAGAACAAGCAAGUCGAGGUCGCGGUCGAUCAUCGAACAAUCGUGAUGACCAGAUACCUGGACCCAGUAGGCAAGAUGGCCACACGAAUAACCAUUAUUCCCCACCAGAGCAGAGACCGCUUAGACAUUCAACAUCUCAGAUUCCAAACGAAGAUAAGGAUAAUAAACAGGAUCAAGCUGUGCCAUAUAACCAUCAUUACUUGAUGCCACCUGAAUCUAGUGAAGUUCCAGAACAUGUGCACACACCUACAGGACAACAGCGUCAAUUUGAAAAUGAAGAAGGGGUUACCAAAUUAGAUAAACCACCUUUACAUUCCUCAACAGAUCCUGACCCGUCCCAAAAGGGAAAGAAUCUGAUCGCGAGCAAUAACAAACGGAAGGGCUUGAAUGAUUGUAUAGCAAUGCUUAUGCUUAAAAAUAAUUGUGUGAUUCCGAGUGUUCCGACAUCAGACGCGUUGGAAGUACCACCCGAUAAUAAUGAACGUGCAGAUAGUGAAUCGGGUUCGGUGUCCCAAAGGUCUCCAACACUUGAUUGUCCAAUGAACAUGCAUCAUGAUCCAAAUGCUAUUCCUCCAGAUAGUGGUUCGCCAGGUGGUGGAUCGCCAGGUGGUGAUUCGACAGGUGGUGGUUCGACCGGCGGUGGUUCGACAAAUGGUGAUUCGACAAAUGGUGGUUCGCCAGGUGGAGGUUCGCCAGAUGGUGGUUCGCCAGGUGGUAUUCCGCCAGGUGGUAAUCCGCCUGGUGGUAUCCCGCCCGGUGGUAUUCCGCCCGGCGGUAUUCCGCCAGGUGGUAUUCCGCCAGGUGGUAUUCCACCAGGUGGUAUUCCAAUAGGUGGUCUUCCACCAGGGAUGUUUUAUCGUCAUCCAUUUAUUCAAGACAGAUAUCUGGAUUAUCGCCCUGAAAAUAAUCUGCUUAACUUCGCUGAUCAGCGAUAUCAUUUCCCUAUACCCGGGGACCCCAGAAAUCUUAUACCUCAGAAGGCUUAUGAUAUGCCGAUGCCUCAUGAUGCUAGGCUUGACCCUCGUUUUGCUCACCCUACACCUAAAAAGAAGCCGAAUGAAGGAACGCAACGAACUACACGUGCAAGGAAUAGUCGUGCUGAAAAAGAGAUGAGAGAGAGGGAAUUGCUCUUACAGGCCUCUAUGAUGCACUAUCAAAUGAAUAUCCCGCCGCCUGCGAGAAUGACUAGCGCGCAAGCACGACGCGCCUCUACGCACAGCGUCGCCGAGAGUGCUAGCGCUUUGAUAAACCAGCGGCGGUCCAGUGGGUCCUAUAAUCAACCGAGUCCACAUUUUAACGAAUACCGGCCUGAGGCUAUGAAUAUGGUGCCACCUAUACGAUUAGAUUAUCACCCUUUACAACAACUUUCUCCCGAAGCUCAACAGCUGAUAGAGUACCAACAGAGGGAAGUUUACUUGAAGGCUAAACAAAGCAUACAAAACGCUUGUGCUGAACAAUACACUCAACAGCAAAUGGCUCUUCGUGUUGACACUGAUUACAUGAAUAAAAUAGCUACUGCCCUUAGUCCUGAGGCUAACAAUUUGAGGAAUCAGAACAACAAUCAAACAACAAGUCCUGGAAGCAAUUAUGUUAACAAGAAACAAGCCGCUGUUGGCUCAGACGGCACCUUUACAAGUAGACACAAGCAAGCUGUAUCUCCUGUGGAUGCCAUUGCCACGAAAAAACAUGUCUCAAAUGACAACGAAAAUGAUUAUUACAGUAAAAAUCCCCGUGCUUCUAAAGCUGAAAUUGCCUAUAAUCAUCAACGUGACUCGUAUGUAUCACAUGAAAAUGACUUAAGUGGGAAGGUUCCGGCGACCCCAUACUACGUCGAAGGAACUUACAAAAAUAAAAAAGCUCAAGCGGUAGCAGCAGAGAACAAAUCCAUGACAAAAUCUCACACCGUUGUUUCCCACGAGAGCUUAAACAAUAAGACGGUUUCACCAAGAGCAGAAAAUAGUUAUAUUAGACCACAUGCUGUAACUCACACGGAAAGCAAUUUUGCUAAUACUUUGGUACAAAGUGUCAGUGAUGUGAAUUUCGUCAACAAAAGUGUCCCUACUGAAUCUAAUGUUACUCCCAAAACAUCACCUGUUCAAGUUCGUGAAGGCCAGUUCAUCACCAAAAAGCAAGCUGCAGUCAGUGAAAGUAACAACAAAAAGCAGUUAGCUCUCACGGAGAAACACAAGAAAGUAGCAGAAAACACGGUUAAUAAGGACAAGCAAUCUGACAAUGUCUUUGUUAGUAAAAAACAAGCAGCAGUUUCUGAUAAUAAUAGCGCUAAACAAUUCGCCACAGCCUUAGAGAGCCGUAUGGCUAAUACCGACAUUAAAACAUUCCCUGCAGUCUCAGAGAGUGGCGUUGCCAAUAAAGACACUGAGAAAUUUGCAACAGCCUCAAAGAGCGGUGGUGUCUCUAAGGGCACUAAGAAAUACGCUGCAGUCUCAGAGAGCGUGGUUGCCAAUAAAGAAGCGUCUACUACCGACAGCAUUUAUGUGAAAAAUGCUCAAUCUAUUAAGGCAGAUCGCAAUUAUUAUAACAAGAAGAUGUCUAACGUUCGCGCCGAAAUCUAUCCAGAGAGUGCAUUUAAUAAUUUACCAAAUAACAUUCCACCGACAUAUACAAGUAUGGGUACUAAUUUUGGAACGAUUCCGAAUGAAAUUGAAACUCCCCUCGAUCUUUCCAAGAGUACGUGUAAUCAAAUUAAAGAAAUAUCGAUGAAGAAAGAUACUACACGUAUAUCUGACAAUUUCGAGAAUUACGAGACUUAUAAUGAAAUCAGCCGAAAUAAUAACAUGGUUGAGUCGAGGCGAACUCAACUCUACUCUCCAACUAUACCUAGGCUCGAUAUGAGUUCUGAGUUGUCAAGCGCUGAUGAUAGAGACUUCAAUAAACUGAUGGAGCGUCAAGCCCCCGAUGCCCUUAAGCAUUACAUGUUGAAAAAUAGUUCAAAUAACAACUCAUACGAAUAUGACCCUCGUAAUAAUGAAUUUGAACAAGAAUUGCUUCAAAAUAUACAUAAACCACACCAUAUAGAUCGGGGCUACCCCGCGGAUAUGUCUGGACGAUUCAGAGAUGCCUCAUUAGCUACAACGAAUACUAAUAACUUCGUUCAACCCGUGGAGCAUUUGAAGUCGGUAGACAUAUCUGUAGAAAAACAAUCGAAAGACAACUACUUGUCAUCGGAACAAGACUCACUAAAAAUAACCGCACGUGAUAAAGAAAAGAACAAACCACGAAGAAGGGAAUCUGCCUCAGUAGGCGAUAGUUGCACCCCCGUUACAAAAAGUUUUAUUGAUACUGGUGCACAACAAACAUUGUAUAGUCUGCCUAUUUCGUUGACUACUACAAGUGUCGACACUACAAUUGUAACGGGAAAAAUAAGAACUUCUGAUAUAGAUGAAAGUGGUAACGUGAUUUUUAAGAAGAACCUUAUGGCUAAUACAGUUUAUGGCACCCCUUCGGCUGUUUCGACAAGUGUAACGGGUGUCACUUCGCCUAUCCCCUUAUUUACGCUAUCAAAUACAGUCGCUAAAUACGAAAUUACUAAACCAGUGUACACGCUAGCAAAUGCGUGUAUAUCAAUGACUAAAGUAGAAGAUUCAAGUGUAGCCUCUGCAUCAAACAAUUUGAGCGUCCCAAACACGACAAUUGCAAAUGCUGUCAACGCUGCAACCCAAUAUGGACCAGUUCAUAACAUAUCAUCUCACGAUGGAUUUUUCACAAAUGCAAAUACUACUUGUAAUACUGAUAUUACCACUAAUUCAAACAUGAGCCGGUACGAUACGAUGGUACCGACUACAAAAGAUUCUGAUGAAAAACAAUCCAAAGAAAAAACUGCCGGUAUUAGUGAUUUAGAUCCAGAAACAGCGAAGAAGAUUGCAAUGCUCCCCAAAGAACUUGUGGAAAUCUUGGGCACGAUGCCGGUGGACCACAGAAACCAGUUGUUGAAUGUUCUUCCUCAGUACGUAUCUACAUCAGCAGCUCCUAAAAAUGACCAGUUGAAUAAACCAGGAGCUAGUAAUGUUUCGGUUGUGAACAGGGGUGUGUCUCCUCCGAGAAUGUCAGAUUUUGAUGUGAAGCCACCUAUAAGAUACUCACCAGUAUCAUCAUCACAGUUGACUCACCAUUUAUCGCUCGCGCAACCAAUACCUUCAGGAUCACAUUAUCAACCUAGCGACAAAUCCGUACAUCCAGACGCAGAAGACAGCAAAUAUGAGGAUCCCUUGCCUGACUUGAGUGAGGUAGACGCCUUUAUUGAUUUAACAGAAGAAGAUCCAAGAAAAAGCGAAAUAAAAAGAGUAAUAGAAGAGCAAAAUAAUUGUGAAAUAAUCCCCACCAACAACGAGCCAGUGAUUAUUGCAUCAAGUUCCAAAGAAAAUAAACAAAAGGCCAAUGAUCAAACAGCUAUCCUGAGAGCAUUUCGUAUUAAAACGGCUUUGGAAAGAAAUAAAUUGUUGUCCAUUGACAUUAAUACGGGAUCAAACACAUCUGGCAUUGAACAGCAAAUUAUUCUAAAUGUCCAGUGCAAACCAGAUCUGGAUGCUGAUUUUGAUAUUUUAUCGGACUUAGACAAAACUUUGGCGAUUCAACAGGCUGAAAUAAGUAGCACUCAACACAAUACGAUAGCUGGGCGUUGCAAAUAUCCACCUGCAAUAUCACCUAGUAGUACAGAGUAUAGUGGAGAUGAAUCGAAUAAAAAUUUAACUCGACCAUCACCUAUAUUAGUAACCGAGGUGGUUGCGAAAGAUGUUGAAGCACCUACACCAAAAAGGGGGAAAGUAACGUCUUCUAUUUCAAAGAAUGCGAUAGUUAGUCCCAACGUAGAAAAUAACUUGCAAAAUAUUGUUGAUGCUGGUACUCAGGCCUCACCAAAGUCUUGUGAUAUUGAAAAUAAUGAUUCCAUUUUGAUCUCAAAGAGUACGGAGUCUGACAAGCUUAGUUGUGAAGAGAUUGAUCUUGAAGUUACAAUAAAACACAACGAGACUUCAAUACGACCAAAAGAACCCAAAGACGAAGAUGAUUCAGAGGAUGAUAUUUCUCUGGCUGCCAUGAUAAAACGAAAACAAAGCGACCAAGAAAAACUUGGUGACACGUGUGAGGUUAUUGCACAAAACAUAAAAACAACCCAGCGAUCACACAAGAAAAAGAAUAAGCAGAAGAAAAGCCAAAAAAGUUGCAAGAAAUUUGCAAAAAAUGAGUCACUGAAUGAUGUUUCAUUGAGUAUCCCACAGGUAAAUGAUGUUAAUGUCGUGCAAAGUGAUAGUAGUAACAUGAAUAAGGUUGAUGCAACAACUAACGAGGAAGAACUUAAUCAAUCUUUAUUAAAACGAGUUAAAAGGACCCCGCGCUCUAUAUCAACAUCAGAUACUGUAAAUACCCAAACGGAAACAGUGCAGACUAUUGAAAAUGAUCAAGAUAUUAACAAAGAAAAUAAUAUGGCAUCCACGUUAAUCAAUAACAACAAAACUACCGCUCAGAAUUAUGUGCCAGUAGACAUUAAAGCUCACACAAUCAAGGAAUCUUCACCAUGUAGCCUAGAUGUAGCUGACCACGAAGAUGCUGAAGGUGUUAAAAUCAAUUCUAAACUUACAGUAAACCAAGAAACUCUAACAGAAAAAACUGCUAUCGUCACUGCUAUAAAUCUCGGCGAUACUACUGCCAACAAUACCAGUAAAAAGCAAAGCAAAGCAAAAUCGAAGAAGCUAGAAUUUUAUGAACCUGAUGACAUUCCACAAAUUCAUAAAGAUGAUGUUGAUCAGACUGUAAAAGACACGCUUGAGUCAUCCAAAAUAGAUCAAGAUGUCACAUUAACUUCAGUGACGAUCGAUGAGUUGCAGUCUACAAGUGACCACGACAUAAAUUCGGCUGUUACCAACAAAGAGAAAAAACAUUCUCGGGCUAAGAAACAAAGACACGAAGAUGUAGAAAAUCUUGUCCGUGAAGGGAAUUUCUCUCAAAUAGUUUCCAAUGAUUUAGAUAUUAAAGAAAGUACCGAAACCCUAGCCCCGUUACGUCGAAGUAGGCGUGGGAAAUCUUUAUAUUUAGAGAGUACAUUGAUGGAAACUGAUUUGUGCGAACUUGCGCUUGAGUCAAAGACACCACUUACGAAAAAACAACUUAUAUUUUCGAAACUACGACAAGACGAUGAAGGAACCCCUAAACCAUCUGCUCAUUCUACACCAGAAACACAGAACAAUUGCGAAAUUGAAUCAGGAGAUCUAGUAACAGAGCAAACAGUUGACACUCCAAAAUUAAGUAACAUUGAUAACCUGUUUGAAACAUUUGAAGAAAGACCUAAAGGUACUAAACGUAAAAUCAGUACCCAGCUUACGAAGAAAUCAAAGAAAAAGAAAUCUAUUGAAGAAAGCGACAAAUUAAAAGAGGCGAAUAAUACAGAGAACUUAGAAAAUGUUGAUCAUAGUGCUGAAUAUCCGAUUUCAAUUAAAAUUGACUUUGAUAAAGAGAAAUUAGUAUCUUUCAAUGAUGUCAAUGAAGUUUCAAUCAAAGAAUCAAAUAAAGUCACUCCGGCCGUCGAUUCUCCAGUACUUAGUGAUUACCAAACCAACAGUGAUAAAAAUAGCGAGAAACGUAAAAUCAGUAGUCAAAUUUCAUUUGAUCUUAGCCAAAGUUCAGAACCAAAAAAAUGUAAAAUGUCCAAAGUUAACAAAAAACUUGACGUUGAUAUGGAUAACGAUGACCCGGCAGCUAACGUACAAGAAAUCACACAAGUACCCGAAACAAAAACUGCAUGUUAUAAUGUCCCAGUAAGACGUGCGCGAUCAAAAUCUGUUAUUGUGAAGUCCGCUAGUUCAGAACUAUAUGACCCAUAUGAUAUUGAUUUGGAAGAUAUGGCAGAACAAAACGAAAGUACCAAGCGUAAGCAAAAUACACCUAAAAAUGGCAAGAAAAAGAGUGCUAAUUCGGGUUUGGGUGAAAAUAAAGUUAAGAAAGGUGGUCGCAAAAAUAACCAAUCAUUUGACGUUCAACCUGAAAACCGCAAUGAUAAUGAAAUAGGCGAUUCGGACGAUUCUUCCAAAAGCGACGUACCAUUGCAAAAGUAUGUCAAGGAAAAAAGAGAUAAACAACCCGAAACGCUUAAAGAAAAUAAUACUCAAACUCCGAAAAACGACUUGAAAGAAAAUGAAGAGAAUAAAGACGUGCAAUCCAGCCUGCCCUCCGUCAAAACAAAUGAUGUUACCCAGACUGAAGCUGAACAAGAGCUACGAUCUGAACAAUUCAUGCAAAGUUUUGGCUUCUUUUCCGAGAAAAAGCCUAGAAAAUCUAAUUUAUUGGCCUCAAAGAAAAUUUCAGAGACCAUAAAUAUUACUAAUGAGAGCGACGAUAUGUAUUUCGGCUUCAAAGAACGAUCUACGAAACGCAACUCACAUACAGAUGUUAGAAAAUCCUCUGAGGGCGACUUAUCCAAAACGCAUCAAACUUCGACAUCCAAAAAGGUUACCAAGCGUGGUCGGAAGAAAAAGCCUUGCACAAGACCGACAAUUAUGCCAAAGUCAAUGACGUGUAAAAUGUGCAAAAAAGAAUUCCAACGGUGUGAUAACUACUUACGUCAUAUGCUUUGUUUGUACCACAUAUCAAAGCUCUCCUUAGCCGAAAUGAACAUCAUGAUACCCUUGGCUGAAGAAUCUGAUUAUAUCCUAGCAUUUAAAGUACAUUAUGAGGGUUUUUUGACAUUGAACUAUAGUAUGGAUAGUCUUCAAAAGAAGAAUGAAAAAGAAGCAGCGGAUAUCCCCUUACCCACAUGGGAGGGAAUAAGAGAUGAAGUCAACAAAACUAUCGCAGCUAUAAAAGCCCGCAAAGAGGCAUGUAAAGAAGAUGAAGACGAACUUAUGUUUCUUCAAUUCUGUAUACUUUUAAGGGAUGCACACAGAGGUCAGGGAUCUCCCUUAGAAGUUUAUGAGAACUCUCUAGAGAUAGAAGAAGCAAAGUUGCUAUUGGCUUCUGACAAUUUUGACAUCGAUUCUGCAACUGCAAAAAAUAUACUUGAAAGUGAAGAAGUACGUAAACUAGAAAAUGAUUUAACAUCCGCAUUCAAAGAAGACACCAGUGGGACUAUGGGACCUAAGAUAAUCCAAGAUAAAGUUUGUGACUUGACAAUGGUCCAAGAGGUGAUACCAAAUGAAGUCGUGCAAUUUAAUCCAGAGCUUCAAGAUCAAAUGGUUCAUACGGAGCAGACAGAACCAGCACAGGAGCUCAUAGACACUCGAGAAGAUCAGGAAGACAUGAACGAAUUGCACGCGCCUGGGUUUAAAGACACUGAAGAAAAAUUAUCCAGUCCGAUCAAUUCUGAUUGUCACUACAAUAAUAUCGAAGAAUUCGAAGUACCAGCUAAAACCAAAACGACGAAAGUGAAAAAGUACAUCGAAAUAAAAGAAAAAAUGUAUCCUGAUAUUAUUGAAGAUAUUGACAUGUUCGAAGAUAAAUUUGAUAAAAUCAAAAGAAAAUGUAGAUCUCAAGCUGCUGCAGCGAAACAACCACAACCUGUGAUAGAACCAGUAACUAGCUUCAAAGGAAGAAAGAAGCCAGAAAAGAAAAAAGGCAGAAGAAGUUCUAAAAAGGCAAGGUAUCAAAAUACGCAGGUGCCCACAAAAGGGGCUCUAAAAGGUUUUGAUGGUAUAAAAGUGUCUAUUCCAACUUCAGACAUUAAUAUGUCUGGAAUUGUGCCCGUCUCUGAAAGUUCACCUAAAAGGAAAAAGAAAUCAGGUUCUAAGAAGAGGAGAGACAAGAAGGAUUCUGAAUCUAGCAGUAAAUACGACAGUGACCAUCGGGCUAAAGACAACACAAGUCAUAAUAAAAAGGUGGAUGUCUAUGAAUUCAUGGACAACGAAGAUGCCGAGUUGUUUGAGUUCAGACCAUCUACUCUGAUGGAAAGGUUCAAAAGUAUUAGUAAUAACAACAAAGACACGCCAGUAGUUACAAAAUUCAAUACCGUUGCUGACGACGACAAUUCCAGUGAAAGUGGUUCUGAUGGUGAUGACUUUGUGUACAUGUCCGAUGACUACGUUUGCAGCGACGAUGAGACCGAGAACAGUUUGAUGUCUUGUGAAAUGAGCAAUGUGAAGAUUGGAACUGACGUCAAGAAGAUAUCCCCCCAGAAAAGAAAAGACGUGGUCGAGAAAAAUGCUGUCAUGGGCAAAAUAUUCAAACAUGCAGUCCGAACUGAGAAAAAGCCAGUUGCCAUCAAAGAACCUGCAAAGCCAAAGGCAAAUCUCGAUCAAUUAUUCGACAGUUUGUUAGAGGAAGAACCAAGCUCGUCCAUGCUGAAUAGCGACGCACUUUCUCCUAAGGGCGAGGAGCCGUCGACAUCAAAGUACGGUCAUUUAUCAAAAUAUGAUACGUCACCCGAAAAUCCGUAUACAUUGACUGACGAUAACUUCGUGUCUCCACAAGGAUCAUGUUCGUCCUCACCUAAUAAAACUGAUAUGAUGUCUUCAGCUACCCUAUCUAAACGUCGAACCUCUUCUCCUCUCAAAGAACACAUUUCCAAAAAACUUGACAUGUCUGAUAUUAAUUUAAGUCCCUCCACUUCCAAAAAAUAUGAUGAUUCCGUGAUCAAUUACGGACCAAGUACUUCCAAGAAAUAUGACAACCCUUCGCCGAACGAAUAUGAAGAAUUAUCACCGACGAGUUAUGAAUCUGAAUCCUCAAAGAGAUACGACGAGAGGGUGAAGCGUCACGAAACAAAAAAUAAAAAACGGAAUGACACUUCGGCAUCUAAACAUGAAGAUGAUUAUAAGGCUUAUGCGGACGUUUCAAUCUCACCUGCGAGUAAGCUCGACGAGGGAAUAAGCACAAGCUACGAUUAUAGCGCUGAACAGGAUAUAGACGAGGCGGGUGUGGCUAGACCUCGCCGCAAGUGCACAGUCGGAAAGCAAAACGUGCUGUAUGAGUUUUGGAGUUCCGAGUCCGAGCCGGACGGCGGGCCGCCGCGGCCUAGCAGCGCCGACUCGGUGAUGGUGGCGAAGGAAGGCAGGAAGAAGAGAGGCAAGAAGAAGGAGGGGCAGCACGCCGGCGCACGGCGCGGCAGCGGUCGCCAGGGCGCGGCCAAGAGGCAGGAGGGGGAGAGUAGAGGCGGCGGUCGUGCUACGGGCGCGCGCGAGCGGGAGGAGCACGCCGGCAGCGGCGACGAGGACCCGGGCGAGGGCCCGAGCGAGGCAGCAGGGCCCGCGGCGGGGCCCGCGGCGGGAGUGUCGGCCGUGCUGGGCGGGCCGGGCGCCCCCAGCGCGCCGGGCGGCUCGGGCGGGUCGGCGGUGCGGCCGCGCGCGCGCGCCGGCUCGUACUGGGCGCCGGGCGGCGACGAGCCCGACCACAUGCCGCAGCACGGCUGGAUCGUCGGCGACAGCCACAAGAAGCUGGUCACGAUGCUGGCGCACGCCAAGGGACGCAAGCGCAACAACGACGACAAACGCCAUUUGGACGAGUAA
Molecule: messenger RNA, 13504 nt
Organism: Ostrinia nubilalis (European corn borer)
Lineage: Eukaryota; Metazoa; Arthropoda; Insecta; Lepidoptera; Crambidae
Exons: 6
Coding region: 494-13504 (4336 amino acids)
Biological process (GO): regulation of transcription by RNA polymerase II
Cellular component (GO): chromosome
Molecular function (GO): chromatin insulator sequence binding
Source: RefSeq, a predicted model, not a curated record